Messenger RNA from Nanorana parkeri, 1440 nucleotides. It is a transcript of the gene GCM2, whose product is annotated as glial cells missing homolog 2. Gene Ontology annotation, cellular component: nucleus. Gene Ontology annotation, molecular function: DNA-binding transcription activator activity, RNA polymerase II-specific; RNA polymerase II cis-regulatory region sequence-specific DNA binding. The coding region runs from base 1 to 1440 and encodes 479 amino acids. Gene Ontology annotation, biological process: gliogenesis; regulation of transcription by RNA polymerase II. The transcript has 5 exons. NCBI's taxonomy places the organism in Eukaryota, Metazoa, Chordata, Amphibia, Anura, Dicroglossidae. The record is from RefSeq and is a predicted model, not a curated record.
AUGUCCAAGAUCUCCGGUGACAUGUACGAUGACUCCGACUGCAUCUGUUCCUAUGGGAUGAAACUCACCUGGGACAUCAAUGACCCCAAACUCCCGCAGGAUCUGAAGCAGUUCGAUAAUUUCCAGGAGUGGACAGAUGGCUACUUUCGAUAUAUAUACAGCGGUGAGGAUAAAAAUGCUCAGCGUCAUCUCAGUGGAUGGGCCAUGAGAAAUACCAACAACCAUAAUUGUCAGAUCUUGAAGAAGUCUUGCUUGGGUGUGGUGGUGUGCAGCCGAAAUUGUACAAUGCCUGAUGGUGGCAAACUACAGCUCAGGCCAGCAAUCUGUGACAAGGCACGACAGAAACAACAAAAAAAGUUGUGUAGUAACUGCAAUGCAGCUCUGGAGUUAAUCCCUUGCCGAGGUCACAGUGGUUAUCCAGUCACUAACUUCUGGCGUCUAGAUGGAAAAGCUAUAUUUUUUCAGGCAAAGGGAGUUCAUGAUCAUCCAAGACCAGAAAGUAAAUCGGAGACAGAAGCUCGAAGAAGUGCUGUGAAAAGACACAUGUCAUCCUCCCACUUGUCCCAGAAAAAGAAGCUUCUGGAAUCCGAGGUGGGAAGAUACAAUGAUAGUGGCGGACAUUUCUCCAACAUCCAUCCUAUAUCUUGUUUAGAUGGACCAGAGCGUUUCAGUCUUGUACCAGAUGGAAGCUUUCCUCUUGCACCUCAACACUACCCCUCAUUUCAGAACACAGACCCCUUCAAACAUAAAUAUGGCACAGUAGGUUAUCAAGGUGAAUAUUGCUCUGAGAGAAAAAACAUGCCAAGAACACCAUGUGGUUAUGAUUUCUAUGUCCCUGGAUACAUGACCCCAAAUUCAUACCCUCCACUAUACAAGGAACCCAUGGGAAGUCUGCCAGACACUGACCGAGUUCAGUUUAAUGGACCACAAACCAAUCUUGGCAUGCUGAACCCCCAUGAAAGGAGUUUUGAUGGAACUGGUAAACAUCACGGAUGGAUGCAGAUAUUUGCCAAACCUGGAUAUGGUGAGAGAAGUGACUAUGGCCAGAUUCAAACAAAUACCGGUCAUUCUUACUACAAUCCCGAUCACCAAUGUAGGUAUGCAAGAUCACCAUCUCCAGCUCUACAGACUGUUAUAACAACUACUACCAAAGUUUCCUACCAGGCCUACAAACCUCCAGCAGUGAAGUAUACUGACAAUGUGUGUGACGUCAAGGCUUUGCAAAACUAUACACAUUUACAAGACAACUUAGCGGAAGGAGUCUAUCCUGAGGGGAAAGCCCAAGAUGACAUCAGUGUAAUCAAGACAGCAUUAGGCUACCAAGAGCAGAAUUCUACAAAGUCUGAAAGAUUGGACAACCUGGACUUUUACAAAUAUGGUCAAUGUAUGAGUAAUGGCUUCCCUGGACAGCCCUAUAGAUAUGAGAAUGCAGAAUGCUGA